UAAAAAUAUUGAUUGUUUAAACGUUAACAAUAAUUUGUUCACAGAUUUCUUUUCAUGAAAAAUAUUAGCUAUGUUAUAUUACGAUCCUAAUAGUUAAAUUUUUAUUCGGAUAAAUUGGUUGUUAUUUAAUAAGUUUACGAAAAGAUGUUUUGACUUUUUGAAGAAAUUAAUUAUGAAUAUGGAUUGUCUUAAAUGGUACGAUUCUUCCUAUAAAUUAUCUGCAGAUUUGAACAAUACAAAUUACACCUUGGCUUUAAAACCAUCAUGGUUAAAGAAUUUAAAAACAAAAUAUGGUUCAAUUUCAAAACUUUCAUUUCUAGGAAGCUCAAAUAAAUUAAUCUCUUUAGAAUAUUCAAAUAAUAUGGUUAUGUAUGACUGGUCUAGAUUAGAUAUUAAAAUAUUUAAGACAAAAUAUCCAGGGAGUGGCAAAGUAACAAACCUGAGUAGUAAUUUAUUUGGAAAUAAAAUUUCUACAUGUACGAAUGAUGGGAAAAUUCAACUGUGGGGUUUUAAAUUUUCCAAUUUUCUCAUAAUUAAAGAGAUAAAAGGCCAUUUUUUACCUGUGCAAAGUGUUGAAUUUUCUUAUGAUAAUAACAAAUUAGUAUCGUGUUCAAAUGAUAAAACAUUUAAAAUAUGGGAUUGUCAAACACUAAAAUUUUUGGCAAGCAAUAUAUUUCAUCGUAAUUGGGUUAAUACUGCUAAAUUUUUCAACAAUGAUAGAGUUGUAGUUUCAUGUUCUAGAGAUUCUUAUAUUCAAGUCUACGAUUGUUUUUCAGGAAAAUGUGUAAUUAAAUUUAAUAUUGGUACAGAUUAUGCUGAAACUCUUACUCUAAAAACAGAAAAUUCUAUUGCAGUUGGAACUGCAAAAGGCUCUGUUCGUUUAUAUGAUAUAAGAGUACCAAAUGUAGUACAAGUUUUUCGUGAACAUAUUGGCAAUAAAAUUAAUUGUAUUCAUUAUCAACAUAAUUCACCGUGUUUAGUAACUGGAUCGAUAGAUAAAACACUUAAUGUUUAUGAUACUAAUGAAGGUAGAUUUCUGUACUCAAUUAAUCAUGAGGAUCAAAUAAAAACAUUUGAUAUUUCUCUUAAUGAUCAAUAUUUAGCAACAACAUCUUUUGCUUCAACAAAUGAAAUUACUAUAUGGGAAACAAAGUCGAUAAAUAUCUAAUGGAGUAAAUUUUAUCCAACAUAACUUUAACAAUUCGACAAUAUUUAGCUAAAUUUUCAAUUUAGUUAAACUCACCAUUAAUUAUUUUAUAUUAAACUUUUAAAUGAACAAAAUAAAAUAAAACUAAGUUCCUAUUUUUA
Messenger RNA from Daktulosphaira vitifoliae (grape phylloxera), 1308 nucleotides. Its product is annotated as POC1 centriolar protein homolog B-like. Gene Ontology annotation, molecular function: protein binding. The transcript is spliced from 7 exons. The coding region runs from base 173 to 1168 and encodes 331 amino acids. NCBI's taxonomy places the organism in Eukaryota, Metazoa, Arthropoda, Insecta, Hemiptera, Phylloxeridae. The record is from RefSeq and is a predicted model, not a curated record.